AUGUGGGUUUAUACCACGAUAUAUCUCUGUCUGGCACCCCGGCCAUGGCAUAUUUCACAUCCGCACCCGUCAGCUGUCUGGACAUCUUUCUGUUUUCAUAUGCAAAACCGAGUCACCGAGACAAUUCAGUCUAGACCCAAUGACUGCAUGUACAGCGCUCGGCCCCUCCCCCUAGUUACCCAUCUGCCUCAUUUGCCCGGGUUCAUUCAGGGUGAGAGAUCUGGGCGUGAGUUUGGGCUGUCUGAGCUUCACCUCGAUCCUCAUUGAGCUCUUGUGUUAGUUUGACUCUGGAUGUAAGAGGAGCGACUUGAGAAGCAAAUGUGGCAGCAUGCAGCUCCAUGCAGGCGAGGAUCUGCAGCCGUGUGCGCAGACGCAGUGCCAAUCUCAGCUGGAGUUUGUGCAGAUUCUGGUGAUCGUUGUGGUGAUGAUGAUGAUGGUGGUGGUCAUCACAUGUCUGUUGAAUCACUACAGACUCUCUGCACGAUCUCUCAUAUCCCGCCACGGACGGGCACGUCGACGUCACCUGCCCCUGCCAUCGGAGGGCAGUUUGUGGUCAUCUGAUUGCACAGGCCCGUCUGGUGCCAUGAGUGAGCAGGUUUAUGCUCCUCGACCGCCCGACCGUGUCCCUUCUUACCUGCAGCGCGAACGUCUGUCCCGCCUUCAGCCCACCUACCCUUACUUGCCGCACACCAUCAUCGACCUUCCCCCGACCAUCCCGCUGUCAGACGGAGAAGAACCACCGCCAUACCAGGGUCCGUGCACUCUCCAGCUCCGAGACCCGGAACAGCAGCUAGAGCUCAACAGAGAGUCUGUCCGUGCCCCUCCUAACCGCACUGUCUUCGAUAGUCCGCUCAUCGACGCGUCGCUGUGCCCACCGAGCGUGAACGCGGGCAUCAGCGCUGGCAGGCUAGAGGGAGCUCCGCCCGCCUACAGUGAAGUAAUGGGGCACUACUACCACCCCACGUCUUUACCGCACCACACGCAGACUCGACCCGGCACGGUUGCGCCUCUGGUGCGGGGUGUGCUGCAGUCGCCCCAGCUCAGCCGCACGGACAGCAAAAACGCCCGCAAUAAAGAGAAGAACAAAGCUCAGCAGGUCUGACAUUACAGAGCAAAAGCAGAGCAAAGCAACGUUGACACGGGCUGCGGUACGAGAGACUGAUGCGGCCGAGCGCUGGUGUGAGGGCUAGUUAACUUCCCUCAGAGUGCUUCCUGUUUGCCAGGGUAAGGAAAGGCAGUCGUGCAAAAGACUCGAAGCGGCUGCCCGUUCUCUUGCCAGUUUUUGCUUUCAUGACUCAGAACCUUGAUGCAAGGUUUAAAACUUUCUAUAAAUAUUUCUGUGUUAUUUGUCGUCAGUGCUCUUGAAAUACUCAGACGAGCUCACGCUUUUCCUAAGUGAUUUUUACAUUUACUUGCUCGUCAUUUACCACGGUCACAAAUGUGAUGCGGUCUGUGUGUAAGGUGCCAAUAGCUGUUGCGUUAUUUACCCAUGAUGUACGCUUCAGAAGAGAGCGGCUGCACGCGAACGGUUUGUUUGAUUUGACGCAGAUCACGCUAAGUUGAACUGUGCCGCGCACAGGUAUAUUCAUUAACGUAUGUGUUUAUAUAGGCUACAGUAUAAAUAUAUAUACAUGUGUAUGGAAAGCAGAAAAAAUGAACUUAAAAAGCACGAUUUUAGAGUUAUUUAUAUAAAUGUCUAAAAUUGCACUAUUUUUAAUAGCAGUCCACAAAUCACACGGGUCUCCUGGAAAGACAUUAUUUGUUGGACUGAAGUUUGUGUUUGGAGCGUGUUGAAGCGAGUGCGUUGACCUGUUGCCCUUAACUACAAAGCCGUCGAUGAGGACGGAUCUAUCGAACACCUGUGCUUCACAGCUCAACCGAACAAAUCAGCUGAGGGUUCUAGAGAUCAACCGUAGUCGUCUGAACUAGUCGUAGAACUAGUGAAAGAGGCUUUAAGAAUACUAGUUUGUAGCGUAGUUUAAUAUCGGAGCCCUUCAACUCUGUGUAUUUGCCUUAAGCUUGAUUUUAGAUUCUAGAGCUGUGCGUCGGCUACAUUCACAAUCAUUGAUGUUUCCGGCAGAAGUCCCAAACGUGGAUGAGAUUUCUUCUGCUCCUGUCCAGCUCGGGCGUCUCUGAAAGCACUUUAAAGACGUGGGAGGAAAUCUGUUUCGUUGAGAGGGGGGAAAAAACGAAAGGAAAUAAAUAUGCAACUGCUCCCUCGUUGGCUGGAACGUGGGCCGUGUGGACGGAAUAAGAUCGGUAGGGUUGGCAAUCGUAGAAAUUCGCUGGUACACAAGCAGCCUGUCUGAUUCUGAGUCAAUGAAUCAAUCUGUAUGGAACACAAUCUCAUUCAUACGCUGCCAAAUAAUGACUCGCGAGACGGUCGAUGGGUUUGUUUCCAGCUUUUGGUGAAGUCCCAUGAAUCAUUUUAAUUCCAACCAAUGAGGGAAUAUCGGGUGGAAUUGUGUUCAUUUUUACUCCAGGGAAAUGGCGCUAACAGCAGGUCAGCUGCAGGCGGGUUACACUUAUCAAACCCGUCUCCCAACACAACUGUACAUGAUCAAAUCUAAUGAAAAUGAUCCAUUCGAAUAAAAUCAUCUCUUGGCCAAAUGAGUUUCUUAAAGGAACAGAUCACCCACAUGCAGAAAGUCAUGCCUCUUUGGAAUGACGUGAGUGUGAGUUUGUUUUUCAUUUUGGGUGAACUGUCCCUUUAGGAGUGUUUAAAUUGUUAACCCUCUCUGCAGUUUGACGUAAGGUCUUACCUUUACAGAGACGCCCACCAGUGUGUCCUCAUCCGUAGGUCACGGGAGCUGGCACCCGGUCAGCCAAUCAGGUGGCGGCUGACAGGAAGCGAUGUUGUAUGGAUGGUGAUGAUAUGGAUGAGUUUAGUGGAGAGAGUUGCAAUAUACCGACUAUUUGCCUUUUGAUAAUGUAGUUUGUUGUUUAGUUAAAGAUAAAGUAAGUCGUUUUUGUUGCUUUUUCUCGUAAAGGUCAUGUUUUUGCGUUAAAGGUUAAUGCAAGAUUUAUUAUGUUUUUGUAUGCAAAUAAUGUUAACUUACUCUUCGCUUUAGUUUCCUUCAGAUCGUUUCAUUGUCAUAUAUUGUUUAAGAAAAUAGUUAAAAUGUGUUAGUGUCACUUCUGAAAAAAAAAGUUCAUAUCUCUGUGUGCCUUCGAGUAGCCAGUAAAAAAACCCACGUGUGUGUGUUUUUAGUGCAUUCUGUUGCCUUCAUAUCCAAAACUGCCCCAAUAAUUAAAAGAUGCUAUCAAACAAAUCUGCAUCAACAUGCAUUGAUGUACUUUUGGUUUUGUCAAAAUUUAAGCACAAAGUGAAACCAAAUGAGAUUCACAACUCGUUCACGCAAAAUGGAGGAAAAUAUGUCAUUGUUCCUGCAUUUGAAUCAUGUACCACUUCAUCUCUGUGUUGCUUUAAGCUUGUGCUUCUCAGUUCAGACGAAUCGGUUAAUCUGGAGUCACUUCGGUUUCAUCGCACACUUUUGGGGCUUUGUUUUAGUUCAUCUGUUUUGUCGGACUGUGAUUCUCUGGGUUCUUAAUCAAAUAACAGAAGAUUUCCAAGUUGAGAGACAUUUCCAAAGAAGCACUUUCUCUGUCGAACCCUUUAACAUGGGUGAAGGGUCAGAAUGAAUCAUCUCUUGUGUGUCUGGUUUUAAGAAUUACAGUGAUGCUAGCCAUUUAACAUUUCUGUGUGUUUACGGUAUGAACAUGAUAUUUUCUCUUUCUGUCUGUCACAUUUGUGUGCAUGUCUUCAGCUGUAAUCACCACACAGACGCCUGUUGUCGUCAAAAAUAACCAUUUACUUGUAACUGUUUUGUUUAUUUUUAUUUAUAUCAUAUCCUGAAAAGUGUUACCAGAUUUGAAUCGUUGUUGCUAUACGAGCGUGGGGGCAGUGUUUAAAACACACCAGGUUAUACAAUCUGAUACAUUUCAAUUAGCUGCCAAUUAAACAAAUAAACAUUUUAUA
This is a messenger RNA of Triplophysa rosa, 3979 nucleotides long. RefSeq names its product prostate transmembrane protein, androgen induced 1 (gene pmepa1). NCBI's taxonomy places the organism in Eukaryota, Metazoa, Chordata, Actinopteri, Cypriniformes, Nemacheilidae. Gene Ontology annotation, molecular function: R-SMAD binding. Gene Ontology annotation, biological process: negative regulation of transforming growth factor beta receptor signaling pathway. Gene Ontology annotation, cellular component: Golgi membrane; early endosome membrane. Bases 329 to 1102 code for a protein of 257 amino acids. The transcript is spliced from 4 exons. The record is from RefSeq and is a predicted model, not a curated record.